Messenger RNA from Amaranthus tricolor (Joseph's coat), 834 nucleotides. RefSeq lists its product as uncharacterized. The coding region runs from base 1 to 834 and encodes 277 amino acids. NCBI's taxonomy places the organism in Eukaryota, Viridiplantae, Streptophyta, Magnoliopsida, Caryophyllales, Amaranthaceae. Gene Ontology annotation, molecular function: nucleic acid binding. The record is from RefSeq and is a predicted model, not a curated record. The transcript is spliced from 2 exons.
AUGACAAACAACACCACAAUGAUUAACCUCAACAGUAAGAGAGGGGGCAGAGAAGCAGCAAACAAAAUCAAAUUCGAUGAAGAAAAAUUUAAGGCCAUUAAAUAUGAAUUCAAGGGUACUCAGCAUUCAAUAGCAAAGCAGAUGGACGUGUCACAAACAACGAUAGGCAUUUGGCCAUUUAUUACACAGCCAGCAAAAAGAAGCUCAAAGAACAGGAAAAGGGGAGAGUUGGAAACAAAACCAAUACAAUCAAUCACAAAAGAGCACAUUAGAGCAAUGCUUAUCACUAAUGUGCUGCCAUCCAUAAGAGCAAAAUGGCCUGCAGGAUUGUCAAAGCAUAUUUACAUUCAACAAGACAAUGCCAAACCGCAUAUAGCACACAAUGACAGAGAAUUUUUAGAAGAGGCAAUGAAAGAUGGAUUUAAUAUACAAUUACUGCAACAACCUCCAAAUUCCCCUGACAUGAACGUGCUAGAUCUAGGUUUUUUUAGAUCAAUUCAAGCUUUGCAAUAUCAAAAAGCUGCUUACAAUGUAACAAAAUUACUUAGGGCUGUGAAUAAUGCAUUUCAGAAUCUAAGUCCACAAUGUUUAAGGUUUGUAUUCAUCACUUUACAAGCUUGUAUGAUAGAGGUCAUGAAAAGACAAGGGGGGUUUGACUAUCACAUUCCUCACAUGAACAAAACAAAGGCAGCAAGGGAAGGGACUUUACCAGAUUACCUGAGUAUUGACAAACAAUUGGUUGUUGAUUCACUUCAACAUUUAUUCACAAAGCUAAGUACAGAAAAAAUGAAUCAGCUUGUGGAACUGAUUGGCUAUGCAGGGGGGAUUGAUUAA